Molecule: messenger RNA, 1259 nt
Organism: Thlaspi arvense
Lineage: Eukaryota; Viridiplantae; Streptophyta; Magnoliopsida; Brassicales; Brassicaceae
Source: the annotation of a GenBank genome assembly
UGGUCACUCUCUCUGCACGUUCUCUUGCCCUCAUUUCUAUUCUCUCUCUCUCUCUCUUUAACAUCAUCAUCACCUUCCCUAUUAAAGACUCUAACCAGUCACAGACUCUAGAGAGUGUGAGAGACAGAGUCAGAGUCUGCAAGAGCAAAGAUCAGAGCGAGAGAGAGAUCAGCCGAUCAUCAAUCAUCACUACCAAAUGGACGUCUAUGGCUUAUCUUCACCAUCAGACUUACUUCGAAUCGACGACCUUCUCGACUUCUCCAACGAAGACAUCUUCUCCGCCUCUUCUUCCACUUCCACCGCCGCUACUUCCUCCUCUUCCUUCCCUCCUCCGCAAAACCCUAAUUACCACCACCAUCUCCCUUCCUCUGCCGAUCAUUCUUUCCUCCACGACAUUUGCGUUCCCAGUGACGACGCUGCUCACCUGGAAUGGCUCUCGCAAUUCGUCGACGAUUCCUUCGCUGAUUUUCCGGCGAAUCCACUGGGAGGAACCAUGACUUGCGUCAAAACCGAAACCUCGUUUCCCGGGAAACCAAGAAGCAAACGGUCGAGAGCUCCAGCUGCUUUCGCCGGAACAUGGGCGCCGAUGCCGGAAUCAGACCAGGAGAUUCACAUCGCCGGGAAAUUGAAGCCUAAGAAAGAACACUCCGGCGGAGGAGGAAGACACCAAGCGACGACGGCCGAGACGGCGGAAGGAGGGAUGAGGAGAUGCACUCACUGUGCUUCCGAGAAGACGCCGCAGUGGAGGACCGGACCACUCGGACCAAAGACGCUAUGCAACGCCUGUGGAGUCCGGUUUAAAUCCGGUAGACUCGUACCGGAAUACAGACCGGCUUCGAGUCCUACUUUCGUUUUGACUCAGCAUUCCAACUCUCACCGGAAAGUCAUGGAGCUUCGACGGCAGAAAGAGGUUAUGAGACAACCAUCACAAGUCCAACUUCACCAUCACCACCACCACCACCAUCCGCCGUUUUAACCCGUCGUCACUUUUUUUUGUGUUUUUUUUUUUUUUUUUUUUGUUCUUCUUCGAGGUUGGGUUUGGGGGAGUAACAUGAUGAUGACGUGUCGCGAUACUAGUGGCGCUGAUCACGUGACCGACGACGAUGGGAGCCUAAAAUUAGUGUUGAAAUCAAACUCUGCUAAAAUCAACCUCAUUAUUAAUUGUUAAUUAUUUAAAAAAAAUUAAAACUUUGGUUUGCCUUUUCUCCUACGUUAAUAUUUUUUCUUUUCUUCAAAUUUUGAAAUGAUUUAAUCAUUUA